AGAAGACAUUUCAGGAACUCUUCACUGAGCCUUCUUGUUGGAGAAACCAUACCUCAACUGUGGACCCCUAGAACAUGCUAAAUAGAGUCAAGUUGGAACUUAAGGACCCUAUGGACUGGAAUACCAUGUACCAAGAGAAUGAGAUAUAUUCUGGAAUACACAACAUGACCAAUGGCUUGCCAAGCAACUCAUUCUUGCCAACGGAUGUUCCCACAGUAACAAGCAGCAUGACUUAUAUGAGUAAUGGCUUACCAGGGCCUGUUGCCAGUAUUCAGGGAAACCUAGGCUCUCUUGGCUCCAUGACCCAAGGAAUGGUGGGAUCUCUUGCUCCUCCACCUUCCACUUCUGCUUAUCCAUUGGGCUAUUGCCAAGGGGAGUCUGAAUUUCAGAGAGAUCCUCGUACCUAUCGUAGGAAUUACUCUCAUGCUAAGCCCCCAUACUCUUACAUCUCCCUUAUUACCAUGGCAAUACAGCAGGCACCCAACAAGAUGAUGACACUAAAUGAGAUCUACCAGUGGAUCGUAGACCUUUUCCCUUACUACAGGCAGAACCAGCAAAGAUGGCAGAACUCUAUACGCCAUUCACUAUCCUUUAACGACUGUUUUAUUAAAGUUCCACGCUCUCCAGAAAAGCCAGGUAAAGGCUCCUAUUGGACUCUGCACCCUAAAUCUGGUAAUAUGUUUGAGAACGGUUGUUACUUAAGAAGGCAGAAGAGAUUCAAGUGUGAAAGGAGCAAGUCUGGAGAAGGAGAAAGAAAAGGAAACAAGCCAGGAGAUGAAACUGGAGGGAGCUUAAAGGAGACUCCAGUUAGCUUUGAUGACUGUUCCUCUUCAAGAUCACCGCAAGCUGCAGUUAAUGAUGGGGGUAGGGACUCCACAGGAUCAAGUAUUCAUCAGGCUACUGGAGGUUCUCCAGUUGGCUUUAGCCCUACAUCUGAACAAGCAGGAACAGCAUCUCAACUCAUGUAUCCAUUAGGUCUCUCUAAUGAUGGCUACCUUGGCCUAGUUGGAGAAGAUGUCCAUUUGAAGCAUGAUCCUUUCUCUGGGAGACAUCCAUUUUCUAUCACACAACUAAUGUCUUCUGAACAGGACCAAACAUAUCCCAAUAAAAUGGAAAUGUGUCCAACCACAGACCACCUUGUCCACUACUCUAACUACAGCUCUGACUAUCACAACCUGGUCUCAAAAAAUGGACUAGACAUGCAGACAUCAUCAUCAUCCACCGAUAAUGGAUAUUAUGCCAACAUGUACUCCAGACCGAUCCUCAGCUCCCUUUAAACAUUUGUUUUUGUUAUGCUUCACAGACAUUUCUAAUUCCAAGUACAUGUCUAACUAAUCAAAGCAGCUCUAUUACCGACAAGCAGCUUCUUAAAAACCCCAAUUGUUUUUGAGACGCAGCGAUUACGAUUCUAAACCAGUACUUGGAAUAUCACUCAGUAACAAAAUCAUAAAUCUGUAUUUAUUUAUAAUGUUGAUUGUCUGACCUAAAGGCUUUAAAACAUUCAUAUAAUAUUAAGGAAUGUAUUAUAUCAACUUUAUGCUGUAUAUGUUGUAUAGGCAAGAUGCCUGUGUUGUAUAAUGCAUCACAUAUUGUAAAAAAUCAUUUGCAAAACAUUUAGAAAAGUAAUUUUCUUAUGUAUUUUGGGUUAAUAUACCAUAUAGAUACCAUAUAAUAUACAAUGGAGCAGACUUUUGCUAUGUUGUUUUAAAUAUGUAUAUAACUUUUCAUGUUUUCUCUAUGAUAUUUAACGUUCUAAAUGUUCUAAAUGUUCUAUUUUUGUGAGUUCUACAUGAAACCUGUUUUUUCUUAUGUUUGUGCUAUUCUUGAUAUUAAUAUAUAAAUUUGUGCAAUGAAAA
Xenopus laevis (African clawed frog) is the source of this 1856-nucleotide messenger RNA. RefSeq names its product forkhead box A4 S homeolog (gene foxa4.S). Gene Ontology annotation, cellular component: nucleus. NCBI's taxonomy places the organism in Eukaryota, Metazoa, Chordata, Amphibia, Anura, Pipidae. Gene Ontology annotation, biological process: cell differentiation; anatomical structure morphogenesis; mesoderm formation. The record is from RefSeq and is marked provisional. Gene Ontology annotation, molecular function: protein domain specific binding; DNA-binding transcription factor activity, RNA polymerase II-specific; RNA polymerase II cis-regulatory region sequence-specific DNA binding.